Molecule: messenger RNA, 1665 nt
Organism: Limanda limanda (common dab)
Lineage: Eukaryota; Metazoa; Chordata; Actinopteri; Pleuronectiformes; Pleuronectidae
Gene: ier2b
Product: immediate early response 2b
Exons: 1
Coding region: 155-676 (173 amino acids)
Source: RefSeq, a predicted model, not a curated record
CACGCUCCCAUUCCUCUGAGCUGAUCCCCGGGUGAACAUCCGAGACCCGAAGUCUGACUCUGGACAGAACAAGAGAAACUACAGUCGGUUUAUCGAGCUUUUCGGUCAAAGUACCAAAUAACGACCGUGCGUAAUUACGCGUAAAAAAACCACCAUGAGUGCCACAGCCGCGAUGGAGGUGAACGCCGAAGCCCGACGGAUCCUGGCGGUGUCGAUCAGCAAGCUGUACGCGUCCCGGAGCCAGAGGGGGGGCCUGCGGCUGCACCGGAGCCUCCUGCUGUCCCUGGUCAUGAGGUCCGCCCGGGACAUCUACCACUCCUCCCGGGAGAGCGAGCUGCAGCUGGCCGCCGCGGAGUCCAUGGAGCCCGGCUCCUGGGAUCAGAUCGAGUCCUCCUCCGAGCCCCAGACCCCCGUCGAGUCCCCGGUGGAGGAGCCGGACUGCGACGAGAAGGAGUUCGAUGGUGAAUCCACGGAGGACAAAGAGAACCAGGGUCCGGCGAGGCAGUCCAGGAAGCGCCGGGGGAAGGUGUCCGCGGCGCCGGACUUCCUCCCCAGCAAGAGGGCGAGGCUGGAGCCCGGGGAGGAGCGCUACGCGGCCGGGCUGGGGAGCUGCCGAGCCGGGGCCGUGGAGUCCCUGAGCGCCUUGUCUCUGAACCGGGUUAUACCUGCCUUCUGAACCGGGUUAGACCUGCCUUCUAGACCGGGUUAAACCUGCCUUCUGAACACAUGGAGGGAGAAGCCUCCAGUGAGACUUACGAGAGGAGGGGAUCGUCCAGGGCGAUCUGAUCCUCCUGAUCCCUGGUGGUGCCGACCUACACCGGCCCGGGACGCGACGGGUUCCCGGGGCCGGGACGCGACCUCUGCGGCGGAUCUGCGUGAUCCACACCCCGGGGAGGAGAGAGACUCAGGCCGGGGAGGAGAGAGACUCAGGCCGGGGAGGAGAGAGACUCAGGCCGGGGAGGAGAGAGACUCAGGCCGGGGAGGAGAGAGACUCAGGCCGGGGAGGAGAGAGACUCAGGCCGGGGAAGGGAACCGGAGAGGCCGGAAAGUUUGAGGGGAAAACCGAAGGGGAACUGGUUCAGUUACUCCUCUCCCCCCCCCCCCUCCCUUAGUGAUUCACCUUCACUGAGAUGAGUCCAAACAAGUGACUGCUGCUGACUCAAAGUGUGUGAAUGUGUGAUUCAGCAGAGAAUCAGUGAGUCACACACAGAGAAGAAGUGUUGAACGUUUGACCACAGACUCACACAGACUCACACAGAGACACACACAGACACACAAAUAGAGACUCACACACGAACAGGACCUCAGGGAGUUUCCUGCCUUUGUACGAGGAAAUCACACUCUGACACAGAGAGGAAGAGCAGUGGAGACACACACACACACACACAGACACACACACAUCCGGCUGCUGCUGCUGUGGACUUUAAUAGAUCAAUACUACUGCUUUGCAUUGUCCUACACACUGUGUUCACUGGUGCUCUGGAGAAGGAGAAACAUGUGUUGGGAGCAUUAAUCUAAACUUUCUGUGUUUUUUCAAGUCACUGAUGAAAUGUUCUCAACUGACAUGUGAACCAAAAACAUUACCUCAGAUAUUUCAAGCUGCUCUUUUUAUUCGUCUGAUCGAAUUCAUGUUGUAAAUAUUUGUAAUAAAAUGUUGAAAUGGAA